UAAGCUUGAAAUGCACCUUGAAAAAGUGCUUGAAAAGUGCUUGAAUUUGACUUUGCAAAAGGUGUAAGAACCCUGUAGAAGAGACAGAAAGACUCUUCCUCAGUUCUUCCUCCCUGUAAAAUGGCGAUAAUAAUGCUCUGCUGCCUUCGUGUGGCGAAAAGCAGCAAUUACACCCUCACUUCAGCUGUUGCACACCAUCUGUUGUAAGUGUUUCCAUGGCAACUGUCUUCUGUUACCUGGUAAAGGUGAGAAUCAGCCGAGUCAACAAAGCACAGCAGCUGCAGGAACAGAGCAGAUAUGACCACCCUCUUCUCCAGAUAUCCUACUGGCAGGGAUGUCCAGGUGAAGAGCAUGGAGCAGGCGGUGAAGGAUGCAGAGAAGUACCUGGGGGAGAUCUGCUCGCUGCUGGCCUCCUACACCAGGAAGACGGCCAGGCUGAGAGACAAGGCCGACCUGCUGGUGGCUCAGCUCUUUGAAUUCUCCAGCAGAGAGGACCCCGAGCUGCAGAGCGGCCUGAAGAACCUGGCCGAGGACCUGGCCAUGGUGCAGGACUACAGGCAGGCUCAGGUUGAGAGACUGGAGACAAGAGUUGUCGCUCCUCUAAAAGCCUAUGGAGAAGUAGUUAAGAAUAAAAGGGCAGAUCUGAAGAAGUUCAGCACGGAUCUGAACAGAGAGCUGAAGGAGAUGCAGAAACUGGAGAAAAUCCGACUGAGGAACCCAGCGGAUCGACAGAGCAUCUCUCAGGCAGAAGUAAAUGCUCAGAAGGCGUCGAACAAUGCCCAGCGCAGCAUCAGACAGCUGGAGGAGAGCAUCACAGACUUCCAGAGGCAGAAACUGGAGGAUAUCAAAAGGAUCUUCACAGACUUCAUCACGGUGGAGAUGCUGUUCCAUGCCAAAGCGCUGGAGGUCUACGCACACACAUGCCACAACCUGGAGGAGAUGAACAUCCAAAAGGAUCUGGAGCUGUUCAAUGGACGGAUCAAGAUGUCCGACUCACUGGCUGGACGCCUCUCUCCUCUGAGCUCCUCUCCUCCCCUCACCGGCCUCUACCUCACUCCCCCUCUGGCCUCCCCCAAAGGUCAAACCUUCAGGUCAACGCUGGCCUCCACCACGGGCCAACACCACAGACAACACAGCCAGCACCCAGACACCGUCAGGAGGUCUCGCAGCACCUUACAACGCCAGAGAGGCAUAGAGGAGGAAGAAGAGGAGGAGGAAGAAGAAGAGGAUGAUGAUGAAGAAGAAGAAGAUGAUGAUGAUGAAGGAGAGGAGGAGAUUUCUGAAUCAGAGGAAGAACAGCACAAAGGCAGACAGUCGUACGCUGCUCAAUAUGCCCAGAUGCGCAGAUGGCAAAAGUAAAUGACUAUGCAUGGAAGAGGCCAACAUUUAAGCACACUCCCUACACAAGUGCAAAACUGCAUUGGGGACAAAUUCCAUUACACUUAAUUAAUAGUGUAUCUCUAUAAACUCCAAUCCCAUUUGUAAUAUGUUUGCAGAUGAGAAUAAUUGAUAUAUUACAGACAGGAAUGCGUCUUUGUAUUUUAUGUAGCUCUUCAAAAAAAAUAUCUGUGUACGACACAUGCUUAUUCAUGAUAUUGUAUUUUUACAUAUCAAAGAUAAUUUUUCCCUGUCUUUAUUUAACCUAAAAUAUUCAAAUGAAGUUGUAUUUGUAUAUUUAUAUUUUUUUGCAGAUUUACUUCUUUUGUAGAAGUCUUUCAAGUUGAGCGUUGUAUUUGUGGUGUCUGGAUAAGUGUUACACUUAUGUGAGAAACUCCAGUGCUCUAGUUGUUCUGACUGAAACCUGGCAACAAAGCAGCUUUUAUCCUUGUUUCCGUUCAGCAGAUGCCAUCUACACAUUGUUUUAACUGGAGAUAUAGCCAUUAUGAUGAAUUAAAAUAAAUAUUGAGUAUUGUUU
Trematomus bernacchii (emerald rockcod) is the source of this 1915-nucleotide messenger RNA. RefSeq names its product protein FAM92B-like. The transcript has 9 exons. The coding region runs from base 298 to 1359 and encodes 353 amino acids. The record is from RefSeq and is a predicted model, not a curated record. Gene Ontology annotation, cellular component: ciliary transition zone; ciliary basal body. NCBI's taxonomy places the organism in Eukaryota, Metazoa, Chordata, Actinopteri, Perciformes, Nototheniidae. Gene Ontology annotation, biological process: cilium assembly.